AUGGCCACAAUCGCAGAUCCUGGGGUCUCUCCGACCAAGGGAGACCAUAUCCAAACGAGUGCUGUUGAUAUUCGAGAUUCAGAUCAAGAGGAUCAUGUGGAGAAACAUCGGCAGCACCUCCUCGGCGUAAAGCUACCCCGUUACUUCGACAAGGAUGAAGAUAGGAGACUGGUCCGGAAACUCGACCUCUUCCUUUUCAACGCCUACGUGUCUGGCAUGAAGGACGAUCUAUCCCUUUUUGGAAAUGAAUUGAACUACUUCUCGACAACUUUCAACUGUGGCAUUAUUACUGGAGCAGUCCCACUCAUGUUGCUUUCGACUCACGUCAGGCCAUCCAUUAUUCUGCCAACCUGUGAGCUCGCCUGGACCUUUCUAGUUAUGGGGAUUGCUGGUGCCAAAACUGCCGGCGCGGUGUACGGUCUACGCUUCGCCAUUGGCUUUUUCCAAGGAAUCGCGUUCCCUGGAUUUGCUGCGCUUCUUGGCUCAUGGUACACCCCCUCUGAGCUGGGUAAGAGGAUGGCCAUGUACGAAGUCUCGGCAAGAGUGGCGGGCAUGUUCUCUGGUUACAUUCAAGCCGGCCUUUACACCAAUAUGAACGGGAAAGGCAUGGCCAGUUGGAGGCAAGUCUCUUCAGAGUGGCUCUUCAUUUUCGACGGCCUGAUUUCCCUGCCCAUUGCCCUUUGGGGCUUCUACGCCCUUCCCGAUCAGCCGAGAGAUACCAGAGCUAAGUGGCUCAAACCUGCUGAAGUCACACUGGCAAUCGAUAGGAUGGAACGCGUCGGUCGUCAGCCUGUCCAAAAGAUUACCUGGUCCCGCUUCAAGGGCAUCUGGACAACGUGGCAUGUCUACCUCUUCGUUAUCUGCUACUUGUACGUCUACUCUCUUCUGAAGCUGAUUCUAUACGGAGCUUUUUCUUGGGGAGACGGCUACUUCAACCUUUGGCUCCAAUCUCUUGGAAAGUACACUGUGCCUCAGCUCAACAAUAUUCCGACAGCUGGACAGGGAGCUGCUCUCAUCAACUCAAUCAUCAGCGGUAUCAUUUCCGACUGGUUACAAAACCGUCCAGUAGUCAUUGUCGCAAACAUGCUACUAUGUCUAGCUGGCAAUGCAUUCGUGGCAGUAUGGGAAGCACCAGAGGGUCUGAAGUUUACUGGAUACAUCCUUAUCACCGCCGGCCUUCCCGCUCAGUCAAUCACAAUUGCCUGGUUGAAUGAGGUCUGCCAGGGCAAUGGUGCACUUCGUGGGCUUAUCGUGUCAAUUGGAAACACCAUGGUCUACGCAAUCAAUGCCUGGGCUCUUGUCCUGCUUUUCCCGGCUGUCGAUGCACCUCACUAUGAUUACGGAUACCAAGUCUGCGCAGGAAUGAUUGGUCUCGCUAUUGUCACUGUGGGCGUGAUUCUGUUCCAGAUCAGGAGGGACUUGAAAAAUGGCAAGGCCAUACGCAACGAUGAGGGCCUUCUAGAGUUCAAAGCAUGGACCGCCGAGGAUCGAGAUAUUCAAGAAGAGGAUUCGCCAAACUCUAGCCAUGCCUAA
Clonostachys byssicola is the source of this 1533-nucleotide messenger RNA. Lineage: Eukaryota; Fungi; Ascomycota; Sordariomycetes; Hypocreales; Bionectriaceae. The record is from the annotation of a GenBank genome assembly.